Strongyloides ratti is the source of this 918-nucleotide messenger RNA. Its product is annotated as Globin family and Globin-like domain and Globin,structural domain-containing protein. The coding region runs from base 1 to 918 and encodes 305 amino acids. NCBI's taxonomy places the organism in Eukaryota, Metazoa, Nematoda, Chromadorea, Rhabditida, Strongyloididae. The record is from RefSeq and is a predicted model, not a curated record. Gene Ontology annotation, molecular function: heme binding; oxygen binding. The transcript has 3 exons.
AUGAAUUGUCCCAAGGAAACUAAUGCUUUUAAAGAAUAUUGUCCAAAAAAAGGAUCUUUAGUUUUACCUGUUAAUCAUCAACCUAACAAUUGUUAUAUUAAUUUGAAUGAUAAUGAAGAAAGUACAAUAACAAACUCAAGAAAGAAAUCUACACCUAAUUCUUUUAAUGCACAUAAAAAGUUAUCUACACCUACAAGACAUAAAUUAUCUGCAUCUUCCUUUUUAAUGCCAUUUUCACAAAAUUUUCACUCAACUAAUAAUCUUCAUAAUAGUGAAAAUCAAACUUGUCCAAAUAAAAUGUCAGCCAAUGAAAAGGAGAGUUUGUAUGCUUCUCAACAACUUAGAAGAUGUAGAUCAGCAUCUCCGGCACAAUUUAUUACAAAGAUGGUGUGUAAUUUAAGUCACGAACAACAAGCAUUAAUCAGAAAAUCGUGGCGGCGUGUCCCUAAACAAAAUAUUGGUAAAAUUAUUUAUCAAAAAAUUUACCAAAAAUGUCCAGAAUUAAAAAAUUUUUUGUCAUCAGAUAACAAUUGUGUUGAGAGGCAUUUUAGAUAUUUUGGUGAUAUGCUUCAAUGUACUGUUGAUUCAUUAAAUGAAUUAGAUAAAGCAUUAUAUCCUUGGCUUACUGUGAUUGGAAGUGGGCAUGCUGGUUUUGCCAUAACAACCGCACAUUGGGAUGCAUUUGGAGAGGCAUUGAUAAGUUCCAUAAAACAAUGGAUUUUAUCAGGAAAAGAACAUAAAGAAACAGUAAGAGCAUGGAUGAAAUUAAGUUGUUACUUAAUUGAUACACUUGCAGCAGCAUCAAGAAAUGGUAAUACAACUAAUCCCAGAUUACAAUUAUUAUCAAUUAUUCCACCAAAUUCUGGAACAUCUCAGUUAACUUUUCCUACAAUAUCAAAAUUUGAAAAUGUAAUUUAA